Molecule: messenger RNA, 1716 nt
Organism: Eremomyces bilateralis CBS 781.70
Lineage: Eukaryota; Fungi; Ascomycota; Dothideomycetes; Eremomycetales; Eremomycetaceae
Product: alpha-amylase
Exons: 5
Coding region: 1-1716 (571 amino acids)
Biological process (GO): carbohydrate catabolic process
Molecular function (GO): calcium ion binding; alpha-amylase activity
Source: RefSeq, a predicted model, not a curated record
AUGGUAUCUGCUUCUUCGACGGCUUUGUCGAAUCCAUUCGUUUUAUUCAAUGUUAUUUUAAUACUAUUUGCCUUAAUCCACAGCGCCAGCGCGGCAUCGCCCGAUGACUGGCGAGACCGAUCAAUCUACCAACUUAUCACCGAUCGUUUCGCCCGCACUGAUGGCAGUACCGAUGCCUUGUGCGAUACGCAGGCCAAAAAGCGAUGUGGAGGAUCAUGGCGAGGUAUAAUCGACCACUUGGACUAUAUCCAAGAUAUGGGCUUCACUGCCGUCUGGAUAUCGCCAGUUGUCAAAGGUGUAGAUUCGCCACUGGCCGGAGAGAACUAUCAUGGCUUCUGGCAGCAAGAUGUCACGCAACUCAACUCACAUUUCGGGACCGAUGAGGACUUGAAGGACCUUUCGAAAGCGCUUCACGACCGGGGCAUGUUUUUAAUGGUCGAUAUCCUAAUGAAUAACCUCGCAUGGCCUGGCCCGGGUAGUUCAGUCGAUUACGCCCAAUUCCCCGCACCUUUCAAUCAAAAGUCUUCUUUCCACACUUAUUGCCCCAUUACCAAUUACACCGAUCCCACGGACUACCAGCAGUGCUGGCUAGGAAAUGACGAGGUCUCCCUCGCCGAUAUCAAUACCGAGUCCCCCGUAAUCCGCAAGUUCUUCCAGGAUUGGGCAAACGACUUCAUCCAGAAAUACGCGAUCGAUGGAUUCCGAAUCGACGCGACGAAACACGUGCGAAAGGACUUCUGGGAGGACUUCCAUGACCACGUCCAAAACACCUAUACCAUCGGAGAAGUCUACACGGAGGUUCCAUCAGAGGCCUGCGAAUACAUGGUCCAUGGGCUGGACGCCGUCCUUAAUUUCCCUCUCCUGUACCGCAUCGUGGAGAUCUUCGCUCAUCCGGAGAACCCCGCUGGCAACUUACAAGGAACGUUGGACGACCUAAAGGCCAACUGCACGGACACGACCCUUCUCGGCACCUUCAGCGAGAAUCACGAUCUCCCCCGUUUCGGCUCCGCCAUCCAGGACAUUUCGAACCGCAAGAACGCGAUUGUCUACGCCAUGCUGGGGGAUGGAAUCCCCGUGGGAUAUUAUGGACAGGAACAGGAAUUCGUUGGCGGCUCCGAUCCAGACAACCGCGAGGCGCUCUGGACCUCCGGUUACGACACCACAAGCCCUCUGUACCAGAUGACAAAGCGAAUCAACUUGGCGCGCAACUGGUUUGUGAGGUGGGAGAAGAGCCCCCAAUAUAAUGGUUACUGGAGGCACAAGAGCAAGCUCGUUUAUUCUGACAACAACGUCGUGGCGACUCGAAAAGGGUUUGAUAUGAGCUUAGUAUCCAUUGUGACAAAUAAGGGGUCCACUGCGCCGGACUUCGGUCCGUUAACUAUCAGUGACACCAACUGGAAAGACGGCCUUCCGAUUGUCGAUGUGUUGAGCUGCCAAACGACCAAGACGGGCGCAUAUGGGUCGUUUUUGACCACUCUGACAAAGGGGGAGCCUCAGGUACGCCUGGACACCGCGCACUUGUUACCCAACGUAAUGCUAACCAUCAACCAGGUCUGGAUUCCCAUUGACAUGGCCGGGGCUGAUCUGGAGAAAAUCUGCCCGUCCACCAACGCGUCCCCUUUAUCCCCCGCCACAACAGGUGACGCAUCGGUGGCAGGUCCAAGGUUCAUAUUGAGCCUGGCUUGUAUCGCGAUGACGUUCGCAGCCAUUUUGUAA